AUCUAUGAGCUUGAACAUUUACAAUGAAGAAGAAGAGUAGAGAUUUACUAGCGAUUAUCAAAUGGAUUGUUAUGAAAGAGACUAUCCUUAAACGAUGGAUGAAAAUUACACGAUCAACUAUUCUCCAUUAUAAUCAAAGUAGUCUUUUAAAAAAGCCAAAACUGGAUAGAAUAAGCAUAUUAGAAAAAUAAAAUAAUUAAAGAAACUCAAGAAAAUAAGCUAAUAUGACAAAGAAUGGAUAAGUAUUUAUAUAUUCAUUUAUUUUUAGAUUUUCUGAUAUAAAGAGUGUCUUAAAUUGAAGAGGAAGGCUAAUUUGAAAAUCUGGAAAUAGAUCUCUCUUAAAAAGAAUUUUAAAAAAUUUUAAGAAGAAUGAAGCGAUUAGAUUUAAAUUGA
Paramecium primaurelia is the source of this 393-nucleotide messenger RNA. NCBI's taxonomy places the organism in Eukaryota, Ciliophora, Oligohymenophorea, Peniculida, Parameciidae. The record is from the annotation of a GenBank genome assembly.